CUUCAAUAUAUUUCGCAACCAGAGGGUUCUUCUUGCUGUUCGCAAAACGAGCGCCCCUGCACAAGCAAAUCACUCGCCAUCGCUCCUCCGUCGCAUCGCUUCGCAUUCGCUUCUCUCUCUACCGAACGUGGCGAACUCGUAACCCUGCAACGGAUAUCGACGAUUGCCCUCGAAUUAUAACGUAUCGAGUUUUCUGAGGUUUUUCCUCGUAUGUGUUCGUAAUGGACAUUGGCCGACGAGGAACGAUGUCGACCCAUCACUCGGACACACGAAAUAUUUGUCAUGGUCGUGUGUUCAGAAUCCGGGCCACGUCCGCCACCCCACGUUGGAUGGAGAGCUCUACGUGCAUAUACUGGUUCUGAACGACGAAGAUCGAUUGCAUCACCUCGUUUAUAAUGCCUGAAACUGUAUCUUCUUCCUGUACCAAAUGGCUCCAUCACUGAAUUCAACUACUGAAGCCAAUGCCAACAGCAAUAAUGAUGAGAAGUAUCCUGAUGUCAACUGGGAAGAAAUGGGAUUUUCUUUGACUCCAACUGACUAUAUGUAUGUGAUGAAAUGCUCUAUUGGCGAGAACUUUUCUCAGGGAAGUCUAAUUCCUUAUGGUAAUAUCGAGCUAAGCCCUUCUUCCGGUAUUCUCAAUUACGGACAGGGAGUGUUUGAAGGCUUGAAGGCAUACAGGAAGGAAGAUGGCCGAAUUUUGCUUUUCCGACCUGAACAGAAUGCUUUGCGGAUGAAGGCAGGUGCAGAGAGAAUGUGCAUGCCUUCACCUUCUACUGAGCAGUUUGUUGCUGCAGUGAAGCAAACUGUCCUGGCCAAUGAACGCUGGGUGCCUCCUUUUGGGAAGGGAUCUAUGUAUGUAAGGCCUUUGCUCAUGGGAAGUGGCGCUACUCUGGGAUUAGGGCCAGCGCCGGAAUACACAUUCUUAGUCUAUGUUUCGCCUGUUGGAAGCUAUCAUAAGGGCCAGAGGUCCCUGAACCUGGUGGUUGAGGAGAAGCAUCAUCGAGCUUCUUCUGGUGGAACGGGAGGCAUCAAGACUGUGGCCAACUAUUCACCGGUUUUGAACGCACUGUCUAGAGCAAAGGCGCAAGGUUUUUCUGAGGUUGUAUUCCUGGAUGCUGCAACUGGAAAGUAUAUUGAUGAGGCUUCUGCAUGUAACCUUUUUUCGGUGAAGGGAAAUACCAUAUCAACUCCUCCAACACAUGGAAUAAUCCUUCCUGGUAUCACAAGAAAAAGCAUAAUUGAAAUUGCUCGUACGCUUGGUUACCAGGUCGAGGAACGUCAUGUCACGAUCGAUGAAUUGCUGGAUGCCGAUGAAGCUUUCUGCACAGGAACCGCCGUGGUUGUCACAUCCAUUGGCAGUGUAACUCAUCAGGGUAGAAGGGUCGAGUAUAAAACACAAGCAGAUACAGCUUGUCAGAAGCUGCGUGAAACCUUGACGGGGAUUCAAAUGGGUAUGCUUGAAGAUACCAUGGGUUGGAUGGUGGAGGUCAAUUGAGCUGUUGUUUGUCAGAUUUAUGUUGUAGAAAGACUUCCAACCUUUUGACUCUGUGGAUGCUUUUGGUAUUGGCAUUAUGUUUUCUAGCAUUUCAUGAGA
Messenger RNA from Syzygium oleosum, 1594 nucleotides. RefSeq names its product branched-chain-amino-acid aminotransferase 2, chloroplastic-like. The coding region runs from base 428 to 1495 and encodes 355 amino acids. The transcript is spliced from 11 exons. The record is from RefSeq and is a predicted model, not a curated record. Gene Ontology annotation, biological process: branched-chain amino acid metabolic process. Gene Ontology annotation, molecular function: branched-chain-amino-acid:2-oxoglutarate transaminase activity. NCBI's taxonomy places the organism in Eukaryota, Viridiplantae, Streptophyta, Magnoliopsida, Myrtales, Myrtaceae.